Messenger RNA from Drosophila subpulchrella, 834 nucleotides. RefSeq lists its product as uncharacterized. The record is from RefSeq and is a predicted model, not a curated record. Bases 29 to 727 code for a protein of 232 amino acids. NCBI's taxonomy places the organism in Eukaryota, Metazoa, Arthropoda, Insecta, Diptera, Drosophilidae. The transcript has 3 exons.
UCGAGUCACAAGCAACCCAUUCGCCAUUAUGUCAGCUAGGACACAUGCUCUAGGCCUCCUUUGCCUUUUGGUUUUCCUUCAAGGAAGUUUCACUACUCAGGCCCAAGGUGGUGAUUAUAUCCAGCUUUGUAGCGAAGCCAACAGCAUCGCUGUGGAUCUUAGUUUGUUCUCGGGCAUUUGGUGGGAGGUGGCUCGUCAGCCAGCUGCAACUGAUUUUUGCACUGAGGUGAAUAUAACUGUGGUUCCGAAUCAAGAACAGGAUAAUGUCUUGAUUGAUACCACCUACGCCGUAUCGCCCGAUUACCCAUGGGUGAAUCAAACCAUGAAUGCCACCAUCACCGUGGAGAACAAUACAGAAACUCUAGAUGGUUUUAACUUCACCUACUGGAAUCCCCCUAGCUACACCCCCUAUGCAGUGUAUAAGGUCCUUUACACUGACUACACCGAUGUGGCCCUCAUUUGUGGCUACACAAAUCAGACCGAUAACUCCACUUCAUUCGGAAUUAUCCUCACUAGGGAGCGUACCCUCACCACCGAUGCUUUAAAUAAACUAGAGAGCAUGGCGUUUGGUCUAUCCUCAAACUUUUUGAAUGGCACCAUGUCAACGAUAACCCAGGGAGAAACUUGCUAUGCACCAUCUGCAGCCAACCCUUCUGCCAUUAUCUCCAUGAUGUUGAUUGCCAUGGCCUUCGUUCUUGCCAUUUUGGCUGACCGUCAAAUAAAUUAGUUUGCAUCGAAAAAGGAAGAUAACGAUGUAAUCUUAUCUGAGAUUUCAAUUUGUUGUAUAAAAUUUUAAAUUUAAAGAUCAAAUCAAUAAAAACGCAUUCAUAUUUA